Molecule: messenger RNA, 3726 nt
Organism: Wyeomyia smithii (pitcher-plant mosquito)
Lineage: Eukaryota; Metazoa; Arthropoda; Insecta; Diptera; Culicidae
Exons: 4
Coding region: 1-3726 (1241 amino acids)
Biological process (GO): DNA integration
Molecular function (GO): nucleic acid binding
Source: RefSeq, a predicted model, not a curated record
AUGGCGAGUAACAAUGGACAAAAUGGUGCCGGCGCCGCGGGAAAUCACGUGCACCAGCAGCAGCAGCCGCCAUUCAUUCCAGUUUCUACGGCCCAGCAGCAGCAAUUUGCGUCCAACCCGCCCCACCAACCGCAAGCCCAGGUCAAUAACGACAUGUUCGUGCAAAUGUUGACCAUGAUGCAGCAGCAUCAUGACAUGUUGGUCCAAUUUGCCCAGCAGCAGCAGCAAUUCACUCAGCAACAGCAGAGGAACGAUGAAAGGCAAGAACGUCUUUUUCAAUCCUUCGCUUCGUCCAUCAAAGUGCAAGUACCACCCAACACGGAACUCAUCCUUGACUCUCUGACCAGCAAUAUCAAGGAAUUCCGUUUCGAAGCCGACUCCAACGUGACGUUUGCUGCGUGGUACUCGAGAUACGAUGAUCUCUUCGAGAAGGAUGCUGCUAAGCUGGACGACGAAGCAAAAGUCCGCCUUUUACUGCGGAAAUUGUGUGCAUCUGAACAUGAGAGGUAUGUGAGUUACAUUUUACCAAAGUUGCCGAAAAAUUUCACGUUUGCCGAAACGGUGGCUAAGCUCAAGAGCCUGUUCGGAGCUAAAGAAUCGGUAAUUAGCCGUCGUUACCGAUGCCUGCAGAUUGCGAAGAAUCCUGUAGAAGACCAUGUGGCUUUCGCUUGCCGAGUAAAUAAAGCUUGCGUGGAGUUUGAGCUUGGCAAGCUCUCCGAAGAGCAAUUCAAGUGCUUGGUCUACGUCUAUGGUUUGAAAUCGGAGAACGGCGUCGAGAUUCGCACGCGCCUUCUCACGAAAAUUGAAGAGCGAAACGACGUGACAUUGGAGCAGCUUUCGGAAAAAUGUCAGCGCCUCGACAACCUCAAACACGACAGUGCGAUGAUCGAAUCUCCGACAACGUAUAACCAAGUGCAAGCGAUUCGCAAGUUUGGUGGAAGGCGGCAUGAUAAGCGUGAUCGACAGUCACCGAAGCGUCCUUCCAGUGACACUGGCAAAAAACCAAAUUCACCUUGUUGGUUCUGUGGUGGAUUCCACUACGUUAGGGAUUGCAGCUACAAAAAUCAUAAAUGCGUUGACUGUAGCCAAACCGGACACCGUGAAGGAUACUGUCAAAGUGCCAAGUUCCGAAAAGCUGGAAGCAGACGCAAGAGACAACCAGUGUCUACGAAGGUGGUGGCCGUCGACGUGUGUAGUGUGGAGCAGCGACGCAAAUUCGUUACCGUUGGACUUUUCGGAACGGAUAUCCGCCUGCAACUUGACACCGCCUCUGACAUCACCGUCAUCAACAGGGAGAUUUGGCGGAAAAUCGGUAGUCCUGCGUUAUCGUCGGCAACAGUGAAAGUGAAAACGGCAUCUGGUAGCAUUCUUGCGAUCGACGGAGAAUUUCAGUACGACGUCACUAUCGGAGACACCACGCUGCAAGCGCUCAUUCGUGUCACCCAAAAUCAACUUCAGUUACUCGGUUCCGAUUUGGUAGAUCGCUUCAAUCUCUGGUCGGUCCCGAUUGAUACCUUCUGCUGCCUUGUGACAGAUUCGCCUACGUCGACGAGUGCACUCAAAUCGUCAUUUCCGGAAGUUUCUCGCGAGAAUCUCGGCUUGUGCACCAAAACGAAAGUGAAGUUGGAGCUCAAAGAACACGUUCGACCCGUCUUCUGCCCGAAGCGUCCAGUAGCAUAUGCGAUGCAUGAAGCCGUAGACCAAGAGCUUGACCGGUUGGAGAAGUUGGACGUCAUCACUCCGGAUUAUUCCGAUUGGGCCGCCCCGAUCGUUGUUGUCCGCAAAGCCAAUGGCUCCAUCAGGAUUUGCGGAGACUACUCAACGGGUCUGAAUGCAGCUCUCCAACCGCAGCAGUAUCCACUUCCACUUCCGUACGACAUCUUCGCCAAGCUGGCAAACUGUAGGAUCUUUAGCCAGAUAGAUUUGUCCGAUGCUUUUUUGCAGGUGGAAGUCGACGAGCAGUACCGUAGUUUGCUGACAAUCAACACACAUCGUGGCCUCUACCUCUACAACCGCCUACCUCCAGGGGUGAAGAUUGCGCCUGGUGCGUUCCAACAGCUCAUCGACGCAAUGCUAGCCGGACUGAAGGGCACUUCUGGCUACCUCGAUGACGUCAUCGUCGGCGGCGAAACGGAGGAGGAGCACGAACACAACCUACGGAAGGUUCUACAGCGUAUAAAAGAAUUCGGAUUCACACUCCGAGUCGAGAAGUGUACGUUUCGCAAGCAGCAAAUCCGAUACUUGGGGCACAUCGUGGAUUGUCGUGGGCUACGCCCGGAUCCGGCCAAAAUCGAGGCGAUUUCAAGGCUGCCUCCUCCAACCGAUGUAUCCGGUGUGCGCUCUUUUCUGGGAGCCAUAAACUAUUAUGGCAAGUUCGUCCCCAACAUGCGCAUGCUACGCUACCCGCUCGACAACCUUCUUAAGCCGGAUGUGAAGUUUCACUGGAGUUCGGAGUGCCAAAGCUCGUUCGAUCAAUUUAAACGGAUUCUCUCGUCGGAUCUUCUCCUCACGCACUACGAUCCAAGGCGGGAGAUCAUCGUGGCUGCUGACGCUACUUCCGUUGGUCUCGGGGCUACCAUUAGCCACAGGUUCCCUGAUGGCACCAUCAAGGUCGUUCAACACGCAUCUCGGGCACUCACGAAGGCAGAACAAGUUUCACAAGAUGCUAUUCGGAAGGCACUUCCGAAUAGCCCACUGCUACGCAUUUUCGGUUCCAAGAAGGGGAUUCCUGUAUACACCGCUAAUCGUCUGCAACGCUUUGCCCUCACCUUGUUGCUCUACGACUUCGAGAUUGAGUACGUUUCCACCGAGAAGUUCGGUAACGCGGACGUGCUCUCCCGCCUUAUCAAUCAACACGUCAAGUCUGAAGAGGACUACGUCAUCGCGAGCCUCGUUGUGGAAGAAGAUCUUAGAAUCGUUGCGCAAAGCACCCAGGCAGAUCCACUGCUCCGCCAAGUUCACCGCUACGUCCAGAAAGGCUGGCCCCAGUCGCAGCUCGAGGGGUCUGAGCUUCGUCAGUUCCAAUCUCGCCAAGAAUCGCUCUCUGUGGUGGAUGGGUGCAUCUUAUUUGCCGAACGACUUGUUAUCCCGUCGCUUCAUCGGAAGCGGUGCCUUGAACAGCUUCAUCGUGGCCAUCCCGGCAUACAGCGUAUGAAGGCCAUCGCUCGAAGCUAUGUCUACUGGCCCUGUAUGGAUACCGACAUUACCAGCUUCGUUGAGUCAGCGACAACGGUACUCAGUUCACCAGCGCAAUUAUUCGCCUAUUUCUGCGCUUCCAACGGCAUCGAGCACGUCACGACAGCCCCGUUUCAUCCGCAAUCGAAUGGCCAAGCGGAGCGAUAUGUAGGCACCUUCAAACGGGCCGUCAAGAAAAUCAGAGAGGGGAGAGGAUCCAUCCAAGAAGCACUGGACAUCUUCCUGCUAACCUACCAAAGCUCGCCCAACCGGGCCCUGUCUGAUCAGAAGUCACCAUCCGAGGUCAUGUUUGGUCGCAAAAUCCGGACGUGCCUCGAGCUUCUGCGUCCACCGCCGAUACGUGCUCCGGUGCCAACGAACGACGACCGCAAGGAACCAAGGACCUUCGGCAAAAAGGACCCCGUAUAUGCCAAACUCUAUGGUCAGAAUGGUUGGAAAUGGGCCCCCGGUGUCGUCAUCGAGAAGAUAGGAAACGUGAUGUACAACGUGUGGGUCGAAGAUCGACGAAUGCUACGCUCUCAUGUCAACUAA